Parnassius apollo (apollo) is the source of this 378-nucleotide messenger RNA. The record is from the annotation of a GenBank genome assembly. NCBI's taxonomy places the organism in Eukaryota, Metazoa, Arthropoda, Insecta, Lepidoptera, Papilionidae.
AUGAGUAGUAAGUCACGUGCGUGGGAUUACUUCAAAAAGACUAAUGAAAAGUUUGCCAAGUGUUCUUUGUGUAAAAGAGAGUUUAAACUAAGUGGAAAUACUACGAACUUGAUCGAUCAUAUGAAGAGAAAACAUAAUGAGGUAUGGAUGUGGUCAUCCACUGUUUCUGUUACUCAAGACGUAGAUACCACUGAGCAAAAUGAGAAAAUGGGCCCAAGCCCUAAAAAGAGAAAUACGCUAAAAAAUUAUUUUGAUAGAAGUAGUAAAUAUCCAGAUGGGAAAACAAAGCAAAAUUUGGAUAACAAAUACGUGCGCAUGACUGCUGUUGACAUGAACCUUUGCGAAAAGGAGAACAUGAAGGAUUUCGGGAUUUUGUAA